Molecule: messenger RNA, 426 nt
Organism: Spodoptera litura
Lineage: Eukaryota; Metazoa; Arthropoda; Insecta; Lepidoptera; Noctuidae
Source: RefSeq, a predicted model, not a curated record
GUUUGGUUUUCUGAUCAGUUUGAGGUCAGUUCCCGAGAAGUAUAGUCGUGGUCCAAAUAGGUCUACAUUAUCAAAAUGAAACUCGUACUGUUUGUCGUUUGUGCGAUGAUUUUGGCAGCAUAUGCUGAAGUCUUUUCCAUUGACGAUCUGUUGAGGGCUUAUGACAUCUCCCACAAUAAAAUAGAUGGAGAUUCAGUGAAGAUGGCAACGGAGGCUCUCUACAUACCAAUGAGUUUACGAGCGUGCACAAGUGGUGCGUGUAAUUUCGUCUGUAAAUUUCUCGGCUACAAAUAUGGAACCUGCGUUUCAGCUGAAACCUGUCGUUGCUAUAGUUAAACUAUUAGACAUUAUGCCUUUCUCAUUAUAUCCCUUUUUUAAACUUCGCACUAUGUUUACUGUUCUUUGAUUAAAAUUACAUUUGUAUUA